This is a messenger RNA of Callorhinchus milii (elephant shark), 7647 nucleotides long. It is a transcript of the gene fam168a, whose product is annotated as family with sequence similarity 168 member A. Gene Ontology annotation, biological process: positive regulation of base-excision repair. NCBI's taxonomy places the organism in Eukaryota, Metazoa, Chordata, Chondrichthyes, Chimaeriformes, Callorhinchidae. Bases 88 to 876 code for a protein of 262 amino acids. The record is from RefSeq and is a predicted model, not a curated record. The transcript has 9 exons.
CGGAGCGGCGUAGAGAGAGAGAGAGAGAGAGACACAGUCGGCGAUACCCGCGAUUCCUCGGCUUUACUGAGUUCCUAGUCUUCCAUCAUGAACCCUGUUUACAGCCCCGUUCAGCCUGGGGCUCCUUAUGGAAACUCUAAGAACAUGGCUUAUACGGGUGGACUUGAGGGACCCCAGACUUGGGGAUACUACUGGAGUUUAACCGGCCAAAAUUGUGCAGCCAACUAUUUUGCUGGUUAUCCUGCAGGUUACCCCACAACUGCUCCUGCCUAUUCUGCUAACAUGUAUGCCAGUAGCAGCCCUGGCUACCCCCCAGCUUUAUUCAUGAUGAGGCAAAGCUGGCCACAAACGUCAACCUCCGGGGCCUCUGAGGGUACCUAUGACCUCCCAGUCGAUGCUGGUACCGAGAGCAGGACUUUUCAAGCUUCUUCUGCAUCAUUCAGGUACACUGGAGGAACCCCUUACAAGGUAGCACCUACCCAGAGUAAUGGUGCACCUCCCCCAUAUUCUCCAUCUCCAAACCCUUACCAGACUGCCAUGUAUCCCAUCAGAAGUGCCUAUCCACAGCAAAAUCUGUAUGCUCAGCAGGGGGCUUAUUACACACAGCCUGUGUAUGCAGCACAGCCUCAUGUAAUUCAUCAUACCACGGUGGUGCAGCCCAAUAGCAUUCAACCUGCUAUUUACCCAACUCCUGUCCCUGCUCCGAGGACCAAUGGGAUGGCUAUGGGAAUGGUUGCUGGGACUACCAUGGCGAUGACAGCAGGUACUCUGCUGACUACGCCACAGCACACUCAACUAGGACCACAUCCGGUUUCCGUGCCAACAUACAGGGCUCAAGGAACACCUGCGUAUAGCUAUGUACCUCCACAUUGGUAAAUUCACAGGUCAAUUCAUAUCUGGAGUCAGACAUUGUAUGCAACUACUCAAGUCUUACGUUGGUGCUUGUGCAUUGAAGCCACAUGGCACCGAAUCUGUUUGCAAGAACAAAGUGCAAAGGUCACUUUAUGCAUCAUUUUAGUGUGUUUUUUUUGUAAAAGCUGCUUUUCUCCAAACUUCUGCCUCAUUUCAAGCUCUGUUCCAUCAUAACUAUUCAAAACUGGUACAGAUCAAUUUAUUUCUUAUCGCUAGCAAGGCUAUGGCCAAAACAUUUAAAAAGAGGCCUAUUCAGUGGUGAGAGUACAUGACAUCCUUUUUCUAAAAAAAAGUGCAAAGUGCAUGUUUCACCUUUGUUAAUCCUAUGAAAUUCUAUUUUGCAAUCUACAUUGAGACCCAUAAAGAAAAGCAAAUCCACUAUGGAUUCAUUGGUGUAUAACCUAUAAACGAGGCUAAUAUUCAAGUUUAAAGAAAACAGUGGCUGGCUCUCUUUGUUCAGAUCUAUUGGCGUUCCUGACCUUUUUGCGUUGCCCAAAAUAUCUUAGGCCAUCAAACUACGAGAUGCCUAUCUAGUUCAAUCUUUAAGUGUUAUCAAGAUUAGCACUCACCACUGAAAUGGCCUUUAAACUUAUUUUUUUGACAAUAGAAUUGUUCAGGAAAGCUUUGAGGGUUUAAAGGGAUUUAGAAUUAAUGGAGCACUCCAUUCACUGCAGCACAAUGGAUUCUUGGGAUGGCUUACGUGAUGAGCAUUACUUAUUUGGUUGGCCGGAUUCUUUGUUCAAGUUAAGGUAGUUCAACUCUGGAGUCGAACACCUAUUUUUGCCCCUUAAUCCAUUACAGCUAUGAACUCAGCAUUGUGUUCUGUGGGUCCUAAAUACAAUUGUUGCGCUGCAUCAAGUUGGGACUCUGGUGUUGGCUAUCUUUUGAUAUGUGCCAACAUUGAUACCAGAAAAUCUGGAUUCACUUUAUAAAACAAAAUAAAUCUUGGGACCUAUAAAAUCCCACCACAUUGACACAGCUGAGAUCCCUAACCUCUCCUUUUCUGAAUUUUAUUAGAGUUGCAAUAUUCCGUAUUAGAACAAUGUGCUUGUCGGUUUUGUUAGUCACCAACUGACAUUUUUGUUAUUUCUGGAAGGUGGUGAAAGCAGUAAGUGGUUUGUUAAAUAUUGUGUAACUUUUAAGCAAAGUGAUAAAAUUUACAGAACUUUUGCAGGUGUUUUACUAUCCUUAUAGGCCCUAAAGAGUGGACCCUGAUAAAGGAACACGGCACCUUUAAGGCUGUUGAAGGUCUUGGUAGGCAGGUAGUGAGUGUGUGGCACAAUACCAUCCACAGAGUAUGGGAACAAUGUGUGAAUUUCAUAAAAAUGAAAUGAGUAUUGGAGUCUAGGAAAUGAGUUUUUUUUUUACCAACCUGCAUGUAAAGUUUAGGAAAAGAAUGUAUGAUUGGAAAGCACUGACAAAGGUAUAAGGUAAGGUGAUUGAUGUUUAGGGAGCAUUUAUUUUUUUGCAACUUAGAUAGAAGUGACCACAUAUCAGAAUUCUGUCAAAGUGCAGAAGCUAGGUUAUGUUGCACAAUACGUAUAUAAGAAUAAUCUAUGCUAAUAAACAGGUACAAUAUACAUGAAUAUAUAUAUAACACACCCAUAUUACAUUUUUGUGGUUAGCUUAAUAGACGGAUUUCUGAAAAGCAAACGGAGCGAGGCGUAGAUUUUAAUGCAACAUUGUAAUACAAUAAUAGACUCUUUACAAUACAGUAACAGAUCAUACAGUGAAAUGGUUCAGUUGAUUAAAUUUCAAAAAUAUUGUGGGUGUGUUAUAUAUAUUUAUAUAUAUUUACACACACAUACACACACGCGCCAUCGUCCUGGCCAGCAAACCAGUGUUGCACGAAGCAACUUCUGCUGUAUGUAACCGUGUUAACUAUAGCUGGGGAGAGUGUAUAUCCCGCAAUAUCAAAUGAUGUUUCUAGUGCUGAGUUAAGGAGACAUUCACACAAAGGUAUUAUUGUUUAGAUUAGUGGGCAGUCAAAUAUCUGCUGUAUUCUCAGAAAUCAGAUCAACUUCUUCUCGCAUUAUAAAGAUAUUUGCAGAAGAUACAAUUUUAAACCCUAAUGGUGCUUCUACUGACUACAGUUUUAAAACCAGUUUGAGGUAUACACUUGCAUCAAAUCCCUCGAGGUCUAAUUAUGGCAUUUUUAAGAAAUAACAUUCCAUUUAAAACAAUGUGUGCAUGCCAACCAAUGGCAGUGGUGGGUUAUUUACCAAUUUUCCCAUUUCCUAGUCCUAGUCCUAGUCAGAAUAUUACUUGGGCCGGUCAAAAUGUUAGUGGCAGAGCAGUUAAUACAACUAGUUUGCAAAUGUUUCACUGAAUAACUGGUGAGCUUUUCACUGAUCUAUUUCACAUAGUCCCACAUCAAAUGGAGUUUAGUGUAACCGAUUUUAUUAGUGUUUCAAAUGCACUGGGCUUCCAUUGUUGUACUGUUUCCACAGUCAUUACAAUGAUUUCCUUUACUCACUGACGGAUUGAAGUGCAAAUUGGUAAAGAAAAUUGCACACACUUCUCCAGCAAACAAACCAACAUGGGGUGGGGAGAGAAGGGCAGAGCAAGUAACCCCCUGUAGUUUGUUGGAUUUGCUGCAAAAGCAUUAUACUUAAUCUCUAGAACAAAUAGAAACCGUCAAUUUUUGGAGAAGAGAUGGCAAAGAUCAGGGGGGAAGAAAGUUUAGAUAAAUUUGUACAAAAUUUGGGGUUCAGCUUAAGGCAACAGUUCUUAAAUUGUGACAACACCAACUAUAAGAAUUGUCAGAUAGCCAUUCACAUUUAUUUGGUGUAGAAAUUAGAGCGAUUAUUAGUAUAGAACACUGGUCCUACAUUGACUGUUCAAGGAGGAGAACAAUUCUGAACAAAACCUGAUAAGGAUGCAAGUGAUUAUCUCAAGUGCUUUAUUUUUUUGCAGUGAAAACAUUCCUUAGUCUCUGAGAAAUCAUUAUAGAGUACAUACAAAUAAACUGAUCUUAACUUUGCCGCAAUACCCAACAUCUACUGAUCAGGCCUUGGAAGAAGAAAGUAGUAAUGAUGCAAAAUAUGUUACUCAGCAUCAAGUUUGGUACAAAGUACAGUGUGCAAAAGGAGUAGUGAUAUUGUACUAAUUGUCUUCACUUUGAAUCUCCCACUGUUUAAGUUUUGUGCAAACUUAACUUACCAAUGAGGGGUGUUGAGUGUAGCAUGAACUGGUUUGGUUCUCUGACUUAACUGGUGUUAAGGAUCUUUGAAGUGAUAGCCCUUCAAAGAUGUUCUUGUGUCUAUAAUCACGACAUAGCAAAUCUCAAGCUGAUUGUAACAGUCUGAGGUCUGACUGUCUGUUGCUGAUGUCUUUGUAAAUGAAGUUGUUUAAUUAAACUGAUCCAUUAUUUGGAACAAAUAUUUCAGCCACAUCUGAUUACGUCAGACCCGAUUCAGAUUUUGCAUAAACCUGUACAAAAAAAUUUAGCAAAUAGUUAUACAAGGGAACACUUCUAAAUAUAAUUUGGUGGAAAAUUUUAACCCGUCUCAUAUUAAAUUUUAUCCUGAGGCCAGUUACUGAACUUGCUUGUUAUGUAGAAGAAUCUGUCAUUUAGAGGACUUCUCAAACACACACACCCCCUUUCAAGUAUUUGAAUGUUACGUAUUGCUCAUUUCCUCCUGUUAUUAUUUGUUUACUUCUGUUUAAUUGCCCUUUCAGUGGGAAGGCAAAUGUGUAAGUCAGCUCGCUCCUUUGUUGCCAGGGCUGUUUUGUUACUGAUUCACCAUCUUGUGUAUUUGUUAGAUGAAAGCCUCUCAGGCUUAAUGGAUCCCACCUUGGUUUUGGAAUGAAAUGUUCAUGUGUACUGGCCAACUAAAUUAGGCAGAUGUCAAAUUCCGUGUAUCUGUAGCCUUGUGCCUGGAACCUGUUAAAUUGGUCAGAUCCCUGAAAACAGUUGAAAUGUAAUAAUCUGGACUAAUGUUUGACAUUUGACCCCUUGAAAUACCUCAAUUUCAUACUUGUAGACAUAGAAUAAAACAGAUUUCAGGAACCAGUGCGACAGAUUAUUAGUUUGUUAUCUGCAUUUAAAUUGGCCAUCCAUCCAUAGAGGAAUGGACUGAUAACCCUCCAAAUACUGAAAAGUCUACUCUGAAAAGUUUGCUAAAAUCCUGCACUUGCUGCAACUAUUAAAAUCAGUCUUAUAUUUUAUACUUCCCAGUAUUGGUUGACGUUCAUUCUCCCGUUAUUACCAAUAUAACCUAAAUAGCAAGUCAUUUUAUGACUAAUUAUUGAUAAUUAUUCCUAUACCUGAUAACUCUAGCAGAGCCAACAUUGAGCUGAUAAAACUGAAAAGGCCUUGACAAAACUUAACAAAACAUUGAAUUUUAUCUUCAUUCUAAACCCACCCACAUAGCUUCCUGAUUUAGGCUUGUUCAACACAUUUUACUAGGUUAAUCCAACUAAACAGAUUGGUCUCAUUUGUUUUCUUUCAUUUAACUAUGUAAACUAAUUCAUUCAGAUCAGAUGUAUUUUUCAGUCCAAACAAACACUAAUGUUACACAAAGUGUUACCUACUGCCUUGCCUUAGGUAGAACAAAAGGCUAUGUUAGCAAUCUAACAUUGGCCAGAGAUUGCCAACUAUUUGUUCCACAUAUAACAUUCAAAAUGUUCAUUGCCCUUUUUUUAACCGAAGCAAGCUCAUAAAAUUUGCAGGCUUUCUCUUUUAGAAAAGCUUGCGAUCUGUUAGUUGGCCUCUUAUGUCUCUCUUUGUAAAGCUUUACAAAUUAUUUUUUGUGAUUCCCAAACCCGUGAGCAGAGAAUGUUAGUGGAAGUUCAUGCCCUGAUGUUUCAAACCGUAUUGCUGUGAAGCAGCACUGAGGAACCAUCUUCAAGUAUUGCUGUUGAACUCCACAAAUAUUUUGCUUAAAAGCAAGGAGAUGCUUUUCAAUUUUAAGAUUAUAGACGUCUUAAAAAUGUAGGAACAUGGUGGGUAACUAAGUCGUUCCUAUCCUUAUUUUUAUGGAGUGUUUCUGUGAGGGAACCUGUUCAUAAUAUUCAGCCAUACUUGGCAGUGUUAGCUCCAUCCUGUCCUAAUAAUAAUAAUAAUAGAACCCCUGUAUUGGAUUAUCCAAUAAAUUAACUUUCUUUUUAUAAUUAUUUUGCGAACGUUUUUACAAAGCUACCAAAUUCAUCAAUAUGCAACAUACAAAAUUGAAAUGUAUAUUGGAAGUGUUGCCUGGUAAAUACAGCAUAAUUGGCUAAGUUUGUGCUGGCAGGACUGAAGAGUGUUUACUCCCAAACCCAAUGUGAUAUUUCUUGUUCCAUAUCCCUUUAAAUUGAGUUACCAGCUUUUUCAAAAAUACACACCUCAUUUCAGAAUUCUGCACAUGCACACCUCACUCAGCGCAUCUGUUGAACCCUGAAAUCAGGUGUUUUAAAAUGUCAACAGGGCCAGUAACAUGAUCAGCUCUUUAACAUUAAGAAACCGUUAAAUGUUUCUGGGCUGUCAGUAUACUGUGAAGGAGUGAGUCCAGUGCGAUUCAUACCAUCUGCAUGUGAAUCACGCUGUUCCUAGGAGUGGGGCUCCUGCAUGAUUUGUUUCAUAUAUAAUAUCACAGCAUACAGGCUUGUUAGUUACCUGGUGUUCCUGUUUACUAUCUGUGAGCUAAAACCCACAAUUUUAACUGCAGUCGCAUUUCUUUAAGAAUAGAUGCCCAAUUCUUGACGUGUGUUUUAUUUGGACUGAGAAUUUUUAUUUUUUUUAAACUGGUUUAAUCAUGCGAUUUAAUUUGCAUGGUGUUUCAAAAUCACUUUAGAAACAGAUACCAAAUCAUUAGAAUUGGAAACUAUUGAAAAAAUGCAAAUUCCACUGAAGAAGUACUCAAAUGAAAAACAACCUAUUCUCUCAAUAUUGAAUACUGCCGGAUACUAAUGUCAAAAAAUAAAUUGAUUUCUUAGCUCAUAACCAGUGUGCAUUUAUACACAGCACAUGAAUGCAACCAGAGCAAAACAGCAGUGCAUUCGUAGUUCAACAUAACCAGGUUUGCCAGUUAUGGUUGUACGAGACCUUUUAACAGAUUUUUUUGUACAUGUUUGCUAAAUAAAAAAAAGUACUGUAAUGCAAGACUUGAACAAUGCAUAUUAAUAGUUGUACUGGCCCAAUUCAAUGUCAGAAGUACUUCGGAAUAUCAGAGAUUUAAAUAGGAGAGAUUAAACCGUGUGUACGAGUGUUGCUCCUGUAUUUUAAAGAAAGAUAACCUAGGAAACCUUUGCAGUUCGGAUAUGUAAUUUAAGCGCUUUUUACCAUAAGUGUUAUUUAAGUUGUUUAAUGAUGUUUAUUAUUCUUAAUAGAAAAAAAAACUUUAUGGUUUAACUGAAGUUGGAUGCUUCUUUGAGCUACAGGGAGCAUUUCAGAACACAAGACUGUGGGCUUUUGUUUUGCUGUAUUUCAAUUGCAGUUUUGGACUUCCUUAUUUUGAAUUCUAUUGGAACACUAAUAAACAAGAAAAGAAUUAUGGAAAAUGUCAUUGUCUUCCAAAUGUAGUUCAUAGAACGUAAGUGUUUUAAUAACGCAGACUAGAAGCUACGUAUGGAAUCUGAAAGGCCCACAGUUUACACUUGUGACUAUGAAGUGUAAAUCUGUUUUUUUAUUUUGUUUUUUUUGAAAAAGAUCAGUUAGUGAUCUAAGUGACAGAAUUAAGCCAAGAGUUUGUAAUUGUAUGAUAUUUACUGUAAGAUGUAGAACAUUCAAUAACUAUUAAAAUGUUUACAAAA